Messenger RNA from Orbicella faveolata, 1063 nucleotides. RefSeq lists its product as uncharacterized. The record is from RefSeq and is a predicted model, not a curated record. NCBI's taxonomy places the organism in Eukaryota, Metazoa, Cnidaria, Anthozoa, Scleractinia, Merulinidae.
UUUAAGGUAUGAGAUAUUCAUGGACGAAGUAAAGCCAAGUGACCUGAGCUUGAAUUUCUUGAGGGAAUAUAUGGACCUUCCAUUUUCUUAUUUCCACCCUGGUGCUCAAAUCAAAUAUCAAAACUUCAUCCAACGUUGGGGCACACACUAUAUCAAAUCAGCUAAAUUUGGUGGACAACUGGAGAUUAUAAAGACCAUGGUAGCGUCUCAGGUUGCAUCAAAAUCUGAGUUCGCAGAAACAAUGGAAGCGGAAUACAGAGGUUUGUUUGCAAGCGCCGGUGCAAAGUCAAGCACUAAAGGAGGCUCGUCAAGCAAAGCAGAAAGCAAGUUUACCUCGACAUCUGUCAUGGCACAAGGUGGGAGCCAAGAAAUUGCUACCAUUCUUGCUGAUGUGUACUCUCCAACGUUCAAAGGAGAUUUCAAGGAAUGGUUGCAGAGCAUUCCAGCUUACCCAAAGGCCUUCCGUUUCUUGUUGGGAACCAUAACAGAUCUGGUUAACUUUCGUGCAAACGAUCUGUUUCCUGGAGAGGCGGUUGAUUGGGGAUGCGAAGGACACACCAAGGAUAUUGUGGAGGAUACAACAGGGGAGACCGUUAGCCGGUAUUACACGGUAGUAGAUUCGGAUGGAAACCCAAAGAAGUUCUAUUGCCCAUUUCAGGACCGACAAGCGUUGGACGUUGUUCUCAGGAAAAGACGCGCUAGUCUGAAGAGGGCUAUCGAAAUCUACAUGGACGAGGGUCCAAUAUCCAUCUCAGAUAUGCAGAUUCCGGAGUGUACAUCCCGAGACCGUGCUUCUGAGGUUAACGAUGAUUUUCUUGCCAAUACUGCCUUUCCAGCCUGGAAAGAAGUUACGCAGGCAAACACCACCAUUCGAGUUACAUUUGACAUGGAAAACGACCUGGCUCGUGGGAUGGAUGGCGCGGUGAAAAUCCAGAAAAACAUGACCCGAGAAGUUCGCUUCAAACGUGGUCGAUGGUUCACCGCUGAUGAGAACGGCAAGUUCCACAUGUACAGUGGAUAUCGUAAUGGCAAGACUGCGCAACUCAAGAAGCAAAAGCUNUAG